This is a messenger RNA of Oppia nitens, 1018 nucleotides long. Its product is annotated as kelch-like protein 5. The transcript has 9 exons. Bases 82 to 996 code for a protein of 304 amino acids. The record is from RefSeq and is a predicted model, not a curated record. Gene Ontology annotation, molecular function: protein binding. Lineage: Eukaryota; Metazoa; Arthropoda; Arachnida; Sarcoptiformes; Oppiidae.
UUAUUAAAAGUUUUAACUAUAUUAUUAUGUUUGAAAAAUGUAAUAUUGUUACAUAAAAAUCUAACUACUACUACUACUGUUAUGAAAAAUGCAAAGUCUACAAAUAAUCAAAAUAAUUUACUAUAUAUUUGUGGCGGUAUUGAUGACGGCUAUGGAUAUCAAUCAAAUUGUUAUCAAUAUAAUCAACGUACAGGUGUUUGGCUAACAAUUAAAUCAAUGUCUACUGUACGGGCAAACUAUGGUUUAGUAUCCUAUGAAAAUCAAUUGUAUGCAAUCGGUGGUUUGAUUGAUACAAAAACUUUAAACACUGUUGAAAAAUAUAAUCAACAAACAAAUCAAUGGCAAUCAGUAGCAUCAUUAAAAAUAACAAGCGGUUUUACAGGUACUGCUGUACUAAAUGAUACGAUUUAUGUUUGUGGCGGUUUUAACGAUAUAGAUAACUAUCUUAAUGUAUGUGAAUAUUAUUCCGCAAAUAUUAUGGAUAAAUGGUUUACAACAACAACACAUAUGUUGACUAAUAGAUCGGCACUGGAAUUGGUAGCCCAUAGUAGUAGUAGUAGUACUGGCGAUGGCGGCUAUCUGUAUGCUAUUGGUGGGGCAAAUGAUACAGGUGCUCAAAAUAUAAUGGAAAGAUAUGAUCCCGUAGCUAAACAAUGGCAACCAAUGGCUAAUAUGCAAUCAUCUAGAUAUUAUUUUGGUUCAGCAUCAUUUUUGGGCAAAAUAUAUGUAUGCGGAGGUUUGGGUAGUAGUGAUGCGGGAAAAACAUGUGAAUCUUAUGAACCGAAAACAAAUCAAUGGACACCAAUUGCAUCAAUGAAUCACCAGAGAUAUCAAUUUAAACUAAUAGUUUUUAAUGAUAUUUUAUACGCUAUGGGAGGAGGUUAUCCGGCUACUGAUACAAUAGAAAUUUAUGAUCAGGUAGUAAAUGAAUGGUAUAAUUUAAUGCACCUACCAGUAAAACUAAUUGGACUUGGGGCUGCUGUAAUAACAACAUAAUUAUUUAAUUGGAUAUUAUUGG